GAGGUGAGGGCCGGCGGUUCCAGACUCUCGGGUCCUGGGGAGAGUGGGGGCUAGAGGGCUGGAAGACUUGGGUCCCGGGGGAGGACGAGCCGGGUGCCAGUACUUCUAGGUCCUGGGAAAAGAAGAUUCGGGGGCCUGGACUCUUGGGUCUGGGGGAGGUGGGGGCCGAGCUCCUGGAUUCCCGAGUCUGAGGGAGGAGGGUGUUAGAAGCCAGGACUCCUGGGUCUGCGGGCCCGGACUCGUGUGUCGGAGGAAGGGAAGGCCGGAGUCCUGGAAUCUUGGGUCCCGGACCACGCCGCCAUGCCUCCCUCUGGAUCCCGUGGAGCCCUACUCCUGCCACCGCUCCUGCUGCUGCUGGUGCUGCUGCGCGCUGUGCUGGCCGUGCCGCUGGAGCGGGGGACGCCUAACAGAGAGGAGAGUCCCGCGACCGAGAGCCCCGACACAGGUCUGUACUACCACCGGUACCUCCAGGAGGUCAUCAACGUGCUGGAGACAGACGGGCACUUCCGGGAGAAGCUGCAGGCUGCCAACGCGGAGGACAUCAAGAGCGGGAAGUUGAGCCGAGAGCUGGACUUCGUCAGCCACCAUGUCCGCACCAAGCUGGAUGAGCUCAAGCGACAGGAGGUGUCGCGGCUGCGGAUGCUGCUGAAGGCCAAGAUGGACGCUGAGCAGGAGCCCAAUGUGCAGGUGGAUCACCUGAAUCUCCUGAAACAGUUUGAACACCUGGACCCUCAGAAUCAGCACACGUUUGAGGCCCGAGACCUGGAGCUGCUGAUCCAGACGGCCACCCGGGACCUCGCCCAGUAUGACGCAGCCCAUCACGAAGAGUUCAAACGCUACGAGAUGCUCAAGGAACAUGAGAGACGCCGUUACCUGGAGUCACUGGGAGAGGAGCAACGAAAGGAGGCAGAGAGGAAGCUGGAAGAGCAACAGCGCCGGCACCGAGAGCACCCCAAAGUCAACGUGCCUGGCAGCCAAGCCCAGUUGAAGGAGGUGUGGGAGGAGCUAGAUGGAUUGGACCCCAACAGGUUUAACCCCAAGACCUUCUUCAUACUGCAUGAUAUCAACAGUGACGGUGUCCUGGACGAGCAGGAGCUAGAAGCCCUCUUCACCAAGGAGCUGGAGAAGGUGUAUGACCCCAGGAACGAGGAGGACGACAUGCGGGAGAUGGAGGAGGAGCGGCUGCGCAUGCGGGAGCACGUGAUGAAGAAUGUAAGGGGGGGGGCCAGGCGGGCAGGGGAGGGGCCCAGCUCUGUCACUUACCCUCAUCUGGCUCCCCAGGUGGACACCAACCAGGACCGCCUCGUGACCCUGGAGGAAUUCCUCGCAUCCACUCAGAGGAAGGAGUUUGGGGACACUGGCGAGGGCUGGGAGACGGUGGAGAUGCACCCUGCCUACACCGAGGAAGAGCUGCGGCGUUUCGAGGAGGAGCUGGCUGCCCGGGAGGCCGAGCUGAACGCCAAGGCCCAGCGCCUCAGCCAGGAGACAGAGGCUCUAGGGCGGUCCCAGGGCCGCCUGGAGGCCCAGAAGAGAGAGCUGCAGCAGGCUGUUCUGCACCUGGAGCAGAGGAAACAGCAGCAGCAGGGCCUCAACGCCCCCGCCUCCAACCCUGAGGGGCAGCUCAAGUUCCACCCAGACACAGACGAUGCGCCUGUCCCAGCUCCAGCCGGUGACCAGAAGGAUGUGGAUGCUUCAGAAAAGAAGGUUCCUGAACAGCAGCCCCCUGUGGUGCCGCAGCUGGAUUCCCAGCAACUGUGACCCUUCAGGGACCCCCAGCCCUAUGGGUUCCUACAUAGGCAGCUGAUGGGAGCCCAAUGAAGUGUCAUAAUCAGCCUUUCCCGGGGCCAACAACAUUUGUGGCCCCCUGUGGGCAGAGGGACAGGGUGGCAUUUGACACAUUGCUGCCAGGCCCCGUAUCUGCCUGUCUCAGCUUUCACAGCCUCCAAGUCUAUGGUCAGUCCCUUCUGUGCCCCUCCCAGGGGCCUGCCCUCUCUUGCGUCUGGAUCAGCUUAACUUAGGGAAGCUCCCUGCCUCCCUCCCGAGAGGAUCCUGCCUUCCUAGACAGCUUGGCCUCAGCUGCCCAGGUCCCGGCCGCUCCAGCUGUCUGUAUCCUCACAGUGACGGGAACGCUGCCUGCUGCUCUGGGCCCGGCUUCUGUUGGUUUAUGGGAUUUGGGAUGGUCCCUCGAGGGAGACCUGCUACCUUUUGCAAGACGAGCGAUGCCUCAAAGACAGUGUCUUCUGCACAGCUAGUGCUGAGGGUCAGGGCAUCAUCAGCGUAGCUGUCACCUCCCACGCCAGGAGCCUGGGUCUCCCUGAGCCCCUGGCUUCCCAGCACCUCGUCACCAGCUCCUCCCUGACCUCUUGGCCCCCAGCCUCAUGUGGGAGGCCCUGAAGGGUGACCCGCCACCUUUCUGGCCUCAUCUCACGCUGCUCCGCAUCCUGCUCUGUGCUCUGGUUCCAUCUGAAUACACUUUCUAGGACAAAUACA
Molecule: messenger RNA, 2490 nt
Organism: Lemur catta (Ring-tailed lemur)
Lineage: Eukaryota; Metazoa; Chordata; Mammalia; Primates; Lemuridae
Gene: NUCB1
Product: nucleobindin 1
Exons: 12
Coding region: 301-1758 (485 amino acids)
Cellular component (GO): endoplasmic reticulum-Golgi intermediate compartment; extracellular exosome
Molecular function (GO): calcium ion binding
Source: RefSeq, a predicted model, not a curated record